Molecule: messenger RNA, 855 nt
Organism: Rhagoletis zephyria (snowberry fruit fly)
Lineage: Eukaryota; Metazoa; Arthropoda; Insecta; Diptera; Tephritidae
Source: RefSeq, a predicted model, not a curated record
UGAUGAAGAUGCCGCCCAUCGCCAUUGACCCCGUCACCGGCCGCUCCCUCUUCAGCAACUUCGGCAUGGACUUCUUCAGCAGCGGAAAGGCAAAGAUCGAAUCGCACCUCGAGGGUGACGACGGCGAAGGAGAGUACGAUGAAAAGGGCGGAAAGGGCAAAGGUCACGACCUUCACGAGAAGUUCAAGGGCGAGCUGAAGAAGUUCGAGAAGGGUCACAAGGGCGGCGGAAAGGACGAGUACGGCGAUGAUGAGUACGGGAAGGGUGGAAAGGGUGGUGGCGGAUACGAAAAGCCGAAGAAGGGAAAGGGCGGAAAAGGAGGCUACGACGAGUACGAAAAGUCCAAGGCGCCAAAAGGCAAAGGCAAGGGCGGCUAUGAAGACGAAUAUGAUGAAGGUGGCUAUGAAAAGCCGAAGAAGGGCGGAAAACCUCCUAAAGGAGGUGGCUAUGGAAAGGAGAAAGAGUACGGCGACGGCUAUGAGACCAAAGCAGCCAAAGGAAAGGGCGGAAAGGAUGGCUAUGAAAAGGAAUACGAGCCCGAGUACGAGCCGUACGAAAAGUCGAAGCCAAUGAAGGGAAAAGGAGGGAAGGGCAAAGAUCCCUACGCCGAGGAUGAGUACUACGAAGAGGAGGACGCCUAUGAAGCAAAGCCGAAGAAGGGCGGAAAACCACCGAAAGGGGGCGGCUAUGCUGAUGACGGCUACGGAGCUCCGCCCAAAGGCGGCUACGAAAAGGAACCAGCCUAUGGGCCCCCGCCCCCACCAAAGGGAGCCUAUGAAAAGGAGCCCGCCUACGGAGCUCCGCCCAAAGGAGGUUAUGAGGACGAAUACGAUGAGCCGAAGAAGAUGAAGGGCG